Messenger RNA from Eurytemora carolleeae, 874 nucleotides. RefSeq names its product nucleolar protein 12. The coding region runs from base 76 to 852 and encodes 258 amino acids. Gene Ontology annotation, cellular component: nucleolus. The transcript is spliced from 5 exons. Gene Ontology annotation, molecular function: RNA binding. The record is from RefSeq and is a predicted model, not a curated record. NCBI's taxonomy places the organism in Eukaryota, Metazoa, Arthropoda, Copepoda, Calanoida, Temoridae.
AAUCUAUAAAACUUAUAUUCUGUACUCUGUAUUAAUUUCAUAAAAUGUGAUAAAUAUAAAAUAUUAUUUCAGAAAAUGGGGGCAAAAGAAACGGGAAUUAAACCAAAAGCAACCGGCACAAAAGGCAGAAAUGUUGGAAGUAAUAAACCAAAUUUUACGGAGAAAAAGAAAUUUAACGGUCCGAAGAAGAAUUACACAGGAAACUUAAAGAAACAAAAGAACAGAGAAACUAAACUCAGGAUGGUGUUUAACGAAGGAGCCAGGAAGGAGUUUCUCACCGGGUUUAGGAGAAGGAAGGACGAGAGAAGAAAGAAAGCUCAGGAGGAAAUAGAAACAAGGUUGAAGGAGGAAAUUAAAAAAAUCAAAUCAGAAACAAAAAACAAGUUGGAAAUGGCAAAACAGAGUAAAGCGCACAGAAUAGUACCAGAGAUUGCUCACCUUAUUGAAACAGAACAGACAGACACUGCAGUCACAGACUUCGGGUCUCACAGUGUAUCUGUGACUACCCUGGAUAGUCUGGAGAAGAUGAAUGCUCCUUGGAGAGCUAGUCCCGGGGAGGAUGAUGAUGAGGACGAUGACGAGGAUGAAGAGCCUGAUGUAGAAGAGGCUGAAGAGGUUCCUGGGAUGUCCCUAAAGUCUGCCCCCGCCACGAGGAUCGUGAGCGUGGUGGACCCGAAGGAGCGGAAGCAGAUCAACAAGGCCGCCAUCAAGGAACUUCAAGCCUCGAAGGCGUUCAAAGCGAAGGAGAGAAUACGUGCUAAGAAGCAGAGCACGGUUGCCAGGUUCUCCAGGGGGAAGAAGUUGAAAAAGAAGAGAGACAGAGUUCAUAAUCCUAAAAAAAUUGUUGCCUAGAAAAUAAAUUUUUUAUCAGAAA